UCAGUCAUGUGAUCAGCUGUGUCCAAUCACAGCUGAUCACAUGGCACUGAUGAUCAGUGUGCCCUGAUGAUCAGUGUGGUCCCAGAAGUGCCACGUGCCAGUGCUCAUCAGUGCCAAGUGCCAGUGCCCAUCAGUGCCACAUCAAUGCCACAUAUCAGUGCCCAUCUGAGCUGCCUUUCAAUGUCAGCCAUCAGUGCCAGUCAGUGCCACCUAUCAAUGCCAAUCAGUGCCACCUAUCAGUGCUGCCAAUCAGUGCCACCUAUCAGUGCAAGUCAGUGUCACCUAUCAGUGCCGCCUAACAGUGCCAGUCAGUGCCACCUAUCAGUGCCAGUCAGUGUC
Messenger RNA from Staurois parvus, 339 nucleotides. The record is from the annotation of a GenBank genome assembly. NCBI's taxonomy places the organism in Eukaryota, Metazoa, Chordata, Amphibia, Anura, Ranidae.